AAUGCGGGAGGAGGAGAGAGGGCCAUCUAGUCAGCAAGCAGCAAGGCCAGGCAGCUCUCUGCGCGCUCGAAGGCGGCCGCGGUGGUCGCGGAAGGGCUGGCGCCCAGACCCGGGCUCCCCAUGGAGGCGCCUGAGCUGGGCCCGGGGCUGGUGGAGCGUCUGGAGCAGCUGGCAACGUGCCCGCUGUGCGGGGGCCCCUUCGAGGACCCGGUGCUCCUGGCGUGUGAGCACAGCUUCUGCCGCGCGUGUUUGGCCCGCCGCUGGGGGGACCCGCCGGCGACCGGCACGGAGGCGACCCCCACCGCCUGCCCGUGCUGUGGCCAGCCAUGCCCCCGCCGCAGCCUGAGGUCAAACGUGCGGCUGGCAGUGGAGGUGCGAAUCAGCCGUGGGCUGCGCGAGAAGCUGGCCGAGCCGGGGGCUCUCACUGGCAGACGCCGCGGGGGCCGCAUCCCCACCAUGGGCAGCCUGGAUCCGCAGGGAGAGGAUAUGAGGACGACAUGGAGACGAUUUGAUGCCCCAAUGCCCAAGUCAUCUAACUCAGAGGAUGAUUUCCCUGAAGAUUACCCAGUGGUCAAAAACAUGCUUCACAGACUGACUGCCGACCUGACCCUGGACCCCCGUACCGCGCACCGCGGCCUCCUCAUCUCUUCCGACUGUCGCAGUGUCCGCCUGGCCCCACCAGGGACACCCGCGCCCCCUGACAGCCCUGCGCGUUUCGACCAGCUCCCAGCCGUGCUGGGCGCACAGGGCUUCGGUGCUGGACGCCACUGCUGGGAGGUGGAGACAGCGGACACCGCUUCCUGCAAGGACUCCUCUGGGGAGGAUGAGGAUGACAGGGAGAGCCGCUACGCCGUGGGGGCAGCCGGGGAGUCAGUGCGACGCAAGGGCCGAGUUGGACUGUGCCCCGCAGGGGCUGUCUGGGCCGUGGAAGACCGUGGGGGCCGCCUGUGGGCCCUCACGGCCCCCGAACCUACCCCACUGGGCGGCACUGGGCCCCCGCCGAGGCGUAUUCGUGUGGACUUAGACUGGGAGAGGGGCCGGGUGGCUUUCUAUGACGGCCGUUCGCUUGAUCUCCUCUUUGCCUUCCAGUCACCAGGCCCCCUGGGGGAGCGCAUCUUCCCACUGUUUUGCACCCGAGACCCCCGAACCCCGCUUCGCAUCAUACCCGCAGAAGGCUGA
Messenger RNA from Chrysochloris asiatica (Cape golden mole), 1179 nucleotides. It is a transcript of the gene RNF39, whose product is annotated as ring finger protein 39. The record is from RefSeq and is a predicted model, not a curated record. The transcript has 4 exons. Bases 121 to 1179 code for a protein of 352 amino acids. Lineage: Eukaryota; Metazoa; Chordata; Mammalia; Afrosoricida; Chrysochloridae. Gene Ontology annotation, molecular function: protein binding.